CUUUGGUGAAAAAUGUGUUUGUUUUCUAUUUUUUAAUUUAGCUAGCAGAAGCUAAAGGAACGUUAAUUGUCAAUAGUCAUAUGGUCGAGUAAAGCUUGUUAUGUUAGUUUUUGAAGUGUGAAAUGAGUUCAGAAAAUCCCGAUGGCGUUCAAGAAGAGAAUAGGAGAAAUUCGCAGCAGCAGAAACUACCACACAAAGAAAUUUUACAGAUUUUGGUUUCCAGGGGUAAUGAUGACCCUAAAAAAAUAUCUGUGUUUUCAAACUUCAAAGAAUUUAUUUGCGGAUGGGGUGCAGCGUUUAUUAACGUAUCAGUGACAUAUCCUGUAAACAAGUUAAUUUUCAGGCAGAUGAUACACAACAUCGGCGUGAACCACGCGGUGAGCCAGCUGUCCAGCGAGGGGGCGUACUUCCUGUACCGCGGGAUCCUGCCGCCCCUGUGCCAGAAGACGGUCGCGCUGUCGCUCAUGUUCGGCGUCUACGAGGACUGCCGGAGGGCGCUGGUGGCAGCGCGGGCGCCUGAACUGGCCGCGAGGACGGGCGCUGCCGUCGCCGCCGGCGCGGUCGAGGCCUGCAUCAUGCCGUUCGAGCGGGUUCAGACGCUGCUGCAGGACCACCGGUUCGACCGCCACUUCAGGAACACGGUCCACACCUUCCGGGUCGUCGCCGCCGACUACGGCCUCUCCGAGUUCUACCGGGGGUUCGUCCCCGUGCUGUUGCGCAACUGCGGCGCCAGCACGGUGUUCUUCGUGGCCCGCGACGAGGUGAAAUCCCUGUUCCCGGCGAGUGGAACGUGGUGGGGUGAGAUCUCGGAGUUGUUUGUCAGCGGAGCUGUUAUCGGGGCGGCGGCGAGCACAAUUUUCUAUCCGUUCAACGUCAUCAAAGUACACGUGCAGAGCAAGCUGGGAGGAAAAUUUGAAAGCACCAUCAAGUUCACUAUCCAAAUGGUACGCGAACACGGCGUUAGAAGUUUGUAUAGGGGCGUACACCUUAACUACACACGGGCUUUUGUCAGUUGGGGCAUUAUCAACGCAUCCUAUGAAUACUUGAAAACUGUAAUUUAGUAUGGCAGAUGUAAAUAUGUGAUUAAGAAUGAGAAGAAAAUAUUAUUUUUAUGGGUUUGUUUGUUCUGUCCUCUGCAAUACGCUGUGACAUAUUACUACAAUCAUGUGAUCAGUAUUUGUAAUGUACAUGUAAUUCCAUAAAUGUGGUGCUUAGACAAGAGGACUUGUUUAUGUGAGGAUUGCCUUUAGGUAAGAACCUAAGAUUAAGUUUAUAAUAAACUUGGGGGCUGUGUUUUGCUUUAGCUCAGAUUUGAGUAAAAGGAUAUAAAAGAAUAAAAAUCGUGUUUUUAAGUAUUCAAAAAAUACAUAUUUCAGUACCUAUCAGGAAUUUAGGUAAAAAUAAAAAUGUUAAGCUUGUCUUGUAGGUGUGGAAAUUGUCACUAGUUGGUAUGUUUCAAAAUGUUUGACAUGUACUUCUCAAACCAUAUAACUUUUUAGCUUUUUAGAGCAUAUACAGUUAUACCAAUCAGGGAUGUGUCUGAUGCAUAAGCAAAAUGUUGGAACUAUUUGAUUUUCACUACAUGGGAACAUUUAAAGAAUCAGUAUAUUUACAGAUUUUCAUAAUUUCAACAUUUCCUAUUAUUUCACUUGUAAAAUUUACAGUAGCAAUCUCUCACCAAUUGUGUAGGUUUUUUUGUUAAUUAAUUAAUUAAUUUUCAAUUAGACUUACUACUUCCAGAAAUAUUCAUUACCUAAUAUGUUUUAACUGUGUAUUAUAACUACAAUGCCAGUGUCAUCACAAAGUAAUAAAAUCUUAUUUUUCUUUUGCCUUUACACAGUUUGUGUAACUUUGACGUAAGAAAAUUUGAAUCGGAUUCCACCAAUUUGGAUUGUAUUUAUGUUACAGUGAUAAAUCCAAAUCAUAAUAUAACUGAAUCUACAGUGGUAAAUUUCUGGAUCGUCAGUCUGAUGCAAAAUCUGCAUUUAAGUGAAUCUCCACAUCCCUAAAACAGGAGUUUAGCUUGUUACCAUUUUAUGACUGAAUAUACUCAACUUUAGACAGAAAUAAGUUUCCCAGUACGGUAUUUCUGUGUGAGUAAAUCAUAACUGCAUUUAGCUGCUAUCCACUUUUCGGAGUACAGAUUGUCAAUUACUGCAGUGGGAGGUUUUUAUUCCGGUAUUCUAUGGUUUGGCACAUUCCAUAAUCCGGCACCAAUCAGUCCGUUCAUGUUAUGUUUCGAGUGGAUUCCGGACGUUGAUCUUGGCAGUCAGGUCGCAUAGUUGUCUCCGAUUUUAUUGUUACUGUCAGUUUUCAUUUCAGUUUAUUGUUUCCUGUUUAGUAGCAGGUUAAAUUUCACAUUUCACAUCUUCAUGCUUGUUAUUCCCAUGAAAAAUUUAUUGACGUUCAAUAAUCCGACGAAAACGCUAAUUCAGCAUGGUCAUGUUCCCAACGUGCCCGAUUAAAGACCUUUCAGUGUUACUGUAGAUGGAAGUUUAUGCCUUUAAAGAUGAUGAAUUUUAAGAUGAUGGCCAUCUCUUUCAUAACACAAAUUUUCUUGUCUGUGUGAGAAACUGCUAGCUAAAAGAAUAGGCCUUGGUUAUUAUUGUGAGAUUAAGUUGUUUUUUUUGUAAAUUGUGUUUAUACAUUUUUUUUAAUUUUUGAAAUCAUGAUACCUGCUUUAUUCAUAAAAUUGUGUUUCAGAUACAUACUUAUGUAUUGGUUUUUCUGAAGUUUGUAUUUUGGAGAAAUAAUGAAAGCAUUAUUGUGUACAAAACUUUAAAAAAAGAGAGGUGUUAAUCACAGUGAACAAAUGUGAAAUAAUAGAAGAAAUAGAGAUAUCCAACUUCUGUAAAAUCUUUCUGACUGAUAAAACUCAGGGCAAUAAAGAAAAACUAGAAUCUUGACACAGGAAUUAAUAUUUUAAAAAAUGUUUCAUGUAUGGCAUUUUAUUGUUAUAUAAAUUGCUUUUAUUAGCAUAUUAGUUACAUUAUUUUGCUCAAAUUACAUAAUGGAGCUUACUUGUGUUGUAGUUGUGCUUACAGAGUUUAUUUAGCUUUGUACAUGUGUAGUUAGGUAUUACAAAUUAUACACCAGUAUUAGAAGAGGUUACAGAGAAUUUGUUUGUACAUGAAAUGUUAAAUGUGCAUGUUCACCUAACAUAACAGGGUUUCAUACUGUGUGUGCAGUAUUAUGACUUGUGUGGUUAGUGGCACAUGCCAAUUGUUAGGGUGAUCCAGUUAAAGAACUGCCAUGGUACUCUGUUUCUGAAUAGUUGCUUAUUGCUCAUCCUUUAGAGAGGAUGGGUGUGGUCUGAGGUUAUGAGGCUUUGUGCAGUUUCAGGCUGUUUUUAGUUAAUAACUCUUGUGUUUCAGAAUCGGAAUGUUGUAGAAUCACAUGCGGUUGGAAUGUAUUGUUUUGGCAUUUUAUAAUUUGAAACUUGUAUAACUCAAACUGUGAUGUAUUAUUUUGGAAAAGAGCUAGUCAAACAAAUAAUUAUUUAUUAGAAGGAAUUUUCAUUUCUUUGCAGUAAAUAUGCAAUUUUUGAGUUUAGGCCCAUCACACAUGGGCUGAUUUAAACCUGCUAUCAGAGAUGAAGGAUAUGCAAGGGUUAUGGUUUGUAUCGCCCACCGAUGAGUGCCUUGAUGUCUGCAGUUUGCAUUACAAUCAAAACAGAAGUCAAGUCUAACAGGCAUUUUGUUUAGCGAAAAGUUGUAUGUGAGCGCACACUUACAAUGUAUCAUUUGAUUUGCCAUCAGUUCCUUUCCUGCUAGCUCUGAAUUCAGCCACAUUUCUACCAAACAAAGCUUUGAUUUUCUUAUAUGAUGUCAAAAUUUGCCUCUAGCUGCCAACAUUUGAGUUGGAUGUCCUACAUCUGCAGAAAUGAAGACACUCUGUCAAAAGAAAGUCAAAAACUGAAAUUCUGAUUUGUAAGUACAGUACACUCCCGAUUAUCCGCGAAAUUAAAUAGCAGGGCCACCGCGGAUAUUGAAAAGCGCAGAUAAUCCGCAAAAGAGCCAAAAAUGGGAAACAAAAAAGGAAACUUAAACUUCAACCUAAAAAACCAAACAUUUAUGUUCAAUAAAAGUUACAAUUAACAGUAAAAAUUUUUUAAAUGAUGCUAAAAUUUUAAUAUUUUUCUGAAUAAUUAACAUACAUUUCAGUAAUGUAAACUUAAAAGUGCUCAACCAUAUGACUAUAAACAAAGUGCGACAGAGACAAAAUUAGCAACGCAUGCCAGCCUACUGUGUGAGUUCCGAGAAGGCCUGUGGCGUUUUACUGUAUACUGCACACAAUACACUCGUCAGUGGAGUUCAAUUUUGCUCACGUGUAAUAAAAUACAGAUUUACAUAUGUGCUGUAUUUUUUCGUAGCAUGUGCGGAUAGUCUGUACCGCGGAUCAUCCGCCCGCGGAUAAUAGGGAGUUUACUGUACCUAAGUAAAACUUUUGUUGUUAUGAUCAUGCAGUCUUUCAUAGAGAGAAGGAACACACUUUAAACUUGUAAAAUUGGGUGAACCCAGUUAUUGCAAGUUUUUCGUACCCUUUUAUUUCUCAAAUAACGGGUACAGUUGGUAUUGUCUCAGACUAAGCGUAGGGCAAUUUCAUUUUCAAAAAUUGACAAUCUCUUCAAGGCUGUUUUUUUUAUCCUGUGCAGAUUGGAGAAUGGUCACUCCUGCCUGAUCCGGUGCUGUAAAAAAAAUGAAAUAGAAAUGGAGCGUGUGCUGUAUCUAUCUGCUUCCUGCGAAAACGGACUCUUGAUCAGAGUCCAAUAUUUAGCAACCUAUGUGUGGCGGGUCUUAGGCUAUCUAUGAGUUUGCUCUUGUGUUUAAUAAAUGAUUUACAAACUAUAACCAAUUUUCAUUAUUGGCAUUUUGUUUGCUCUGAAAUUUAAAAAUCAUCAAUUGACUGCAGUGUUAAUUUUUUGCCUGUGUAGAAAGUGAAUACCUACACAUAAAUAAAGUUAUUAUGAUAAACCAUUGUAUACUUAAGUCAUAAACUUCCUUUAUUACUUAAAUACCAUAAUAUUUUUUUUAAUUCUUACAUAGAUGUAAAGUGUAUCUUGAUGUGUGUAAUAGAAGGGAAGAAAACAGUUACUUCUCUGAUGUUCUCCAAA
Bacillus rossius redtenbacheri is the source of this 5113-nucleotide messenger RNA. RefSeq names its product mitochondrial nicotinamide adenine dinucleotide transporter SLC25A51. The record is from RefSeq and is a predicted model, not a curated record. Gene Ontology annotation, molecular function: NAD transmembrane transporter activity. Lineage: Eukaryota; Metazoa; Arthropoda; Insecta; Phasmatodea; Bacillidae. The transcript is spliced from 2 exons. Gene Ontology annotation, cellular component: mitochondrion. The coding region runs from base 123 to 1061 and encodes 312 amino acids.